This is a messenger RNA of Racocetra persica, 634 nucleotides long. The record is from the annotation of a GenBank genome assembly. Lineage: Eukaryota; Fungi; Glomeromycota; Glomeromycetes; Diversisporales; Gigasporaceae.
GCUGGAUAAAGAGGAUUUAACCAAGUAUUUUAAGAAGUGUUUGCAAGACAAUUUAGUAAAAUUAAUUAAUGAGAGCGAAAAGCCCACUUAUCGUUUUGUUCGUCGUAUUGUUUUAAAAAUAGAUGAACAAGCCGAAAGGGAGGGGAAAAGUUAUAGUAAUUUACAAGAGGCUAAAAAUGAAUUACAGGCUAUCUUUGACAAAACAUUACCUUAUCAACAAGAAAUUUCUUUCAUAAUGUCAAGAGGAAGAACAGCGGAGGACAUGUUAAAAGGAUUAGAAAAGCACGAGUUAGAAAAAGGUAAAGAAGCACUGGAAGAAAUGGAAAAAAUUGUUUAUUUAAGUAAAAUGGAAAAACAUUUGCUUAACGAAAUUAUCAAAAAAUUAGGAAUUAUUAACUUGGAAUCCGAGAUCCAAGAUUUAAAAAAUCAAACCUUUACUUCUCCCCAACAACAAGCGGAAAAUCAAGCCAAGAUUGCAAAAAAACAAAAAGAAUUAGAAGAGUUUAAAAAAAAUGCAGAAAAAAAGCAAGGGUUCGUUAAACAAGAAAUUUCUACUAUCAAAAAUCAAAUCCACCAGUCUCUACAAAAAAAUAACUUAAAAACUUCUGAUUUACCCCCACAAUAUCAAAACUGA